Cebus imitator (Panamanian white-faced capuchin) is the source of this 1005-nucleotide messenger RNA. It is a transcript of the gene ERICH4, whose product is annotated as glutamate rich 4. The transcript is spliced from 2 exons. NCBI's taxonomy places the organism in Eukaryota, Metazoa, Chordata, Mammalia, Primates, Cebidae. The record is from RefSeq and is a predicted model, not a curated record. The coding region runs from base 71 to 469 and encodes 132 amino acids.
AGCUCCCCGGGGGACUGGGCUGCCCUGGACCUUGCUACUUCCUGCUCCUGGCACCCAGAGCCCGGAGACGAUGGAGCUGUGGAGGCAGCUGAGUCAGGCUGGACUGGUGCCCCCGGAACUGGGCCCACCCCCCCGGGCCCUGAGGGAGGUCUCCCCAGUGGAAAUCCCUGGCCAGACCCUCAAGACUGCAGGGGCAGACGCUGGAGGUGCCUGGGAUAGUCUGCUGUGGACCUGGGAGGAGCUGGGGAACCUUCGCCAAAUGGAUGUCCAGCUGCUGGGACAGCUGUGCCGCCUGGGGCUGGAGAUGGGGGCGCUGCGGGAGGAACUGGUCACCAUGUUGGACGAGGAGGAGGAGGAGGAGAGCGGCGAGGAAGAGGAAGAGGAUGAAGAGCCCCAGAGGAAGCAGGAGGAGGAACACCUGGAGGCCUGCCCAGCCCCACAGCUGCCUGACUUUGAGAUGACGAUCUGAGGCUCCGCCAGUGCAUUUAGGUUAACAUACAGAUGAGAUGCAAAUAUAUGCAGAGGGGAGGGGUGAGUCGCAGGUCAAAUCAGAUGCGGAAUCAAGUUUACUCCUUUGAGAAGCGCUUUCUCUGAAGAUCCCUGCAGUGAGAUUUAGGCAUUGGCCUGUGAGCUGUGGGUGUGUUUGCAGGUGACUUGAGGGUGUGUUUGCAGGUGAUGUGGGAGGUUGUGGAGAAGUUGCAGGUGCUUUUGCAGAUGAGCUUCAGGUAUGCAGCUGAGAUGGCAGCCUCUGCAGAUAUGAUGGAGAUGCAUACAGAUGCGAUUUCAGAUCAACGCCGUCCAGUAUGGCAGCCACCAGACACACGUGGUUAUUUAGCGCUUGAAACAUGGAGACUCCAAAUUGAGAUGUGCUGUGAGCAUAAAAUACACACCAAAUAUUAAAGGCUUAGCAUUAUGAAAAGAACAUAAGACAUCUCAAUAAGUUUGAUUACUUGUUGAAAUAAUAUUUUGAGCAUAUCAGUAUUAAUAAAAAUAUUAUUAAAAUUA